AUGCAGGUCGACAACAAUAUCUCGCCGACCUACGUCCCCACCGCCAACCAAUACGCCACCUACAACAACAUUCUGACCUCUUCCGUCUCGACCACCAACUCCACCUGGUCUGACACGGCCUCUCUCUAUUCCGACGAUACUUCUGUCUUCUCUACUUCCGACUCGGAUUCUUGCGACCCUUGCUACCGCAAGCCCGCCGCGACUGUCCAGACGGCCAACUAUCGAUCUGCUCUGACCAAGGCUGUCGUUUCUGAGGCUCUCCCCAAGGAGUUGCGCCAGAAUCCUCGGCGCUCCGGCUCUGGAUCUCGUGCUCGAGGCGCUUGCCCUCCUGCGCUUGUCCGACAAUGCGACCGUAAGGUCAACUUUGUCGACUCUCUUGUUGAUUCAUCGACGCAAAUUGUUGAGGCAAUUUGGCCUCUCUCUUCGGCAGCAUGCCGCCCUGAGCCCGGUAUCAAGACAGUCUUGCCCCUGCGCACCUUUAUCCAGGAGACACUCCGCCGCUCGCGCACCAGCUACUCGACCCUUCAGGUUGCGCUGUAUUAUCUCAUUCUCAUCAAGCCCCAUGUCCCCAAGUACAACUUCACCAUGGAGCAGCCUGAGGAUCGCCACGCUGACCGCGCACUCCAGUGCGGCCGCCGCAUGUUCCUCGCUGCCUUGAUCCUCGCCUCCAAGUACCUCCAGGACCGCAACUACUCCGCCCGCGCCUGGAGUAAGAUUUCUGGCCUCAACACCAAUGAAAUCAACCAGAACGAAAUCUCUUUCCUCCUUGCUGUCAACUGGAAGCUGCACAUUGCCGAAGACGUUUUCCAACGUUGGACUGAGAUCGUUCUGAAGUACAACACUCCUCCCUCGCCUCCCUCACCUGGUGCCGCGCAGACCGUGCCCCUGCAGAGCACCGAGUGGAGGAAUUUGAUUCUCAGCCUCAACCCGGAGCUCACGAACAUCGAUGGUCUGUUCUUCCCUCAGGCGAGCCCCAAGCGCAGCGAUCUCUUUGCGCUUUCUCCUCGCAGCAUCCUCAACCCCCCUGUAGACAUCCCUGCUGCCAUCGAUGUCAUCCCCAAGGCCUUCACCUCUGCUCCCAUUACAGUUGCGGAGCCCAUGGGUACCCCUGCCUACUCUGUCGGCCGCCCUGCUCCCGCUCUUGGCCUACUGCCAACUCCUCGUCUGACGCCUCAGACCAACGGUCUCUGCACUCCUGCCGUGAGUGCGGGCUCGUACAAGAAGUCCAGUGCCAUGUGCCUCGCCCUGGCCCAAGCCAACUCGGUCACCAGCACUCAGCACCUCGACCGCCUCCCCGUCUCGGUGACCUCGUCUCCUCACAGCUACUGCCCGGCUCGCCGCUCCUCUCUCGCCAACUCUGUCUCCACUGCCUCAUCUCCCGAGUCGAUGAUAUCGGAUGUAUCUCGCUCUUCUCGCUCUUCCUCCAUCUCAUCCAUCUCAUCCCUCGCUAGCGCGACCCUCAACUCCAAGUUGGUGGCUUCGUCGCGAUUCCGUGCGGCCAAGGUGAUGAAUGAGAGAAGCUGCCAGAAGCCGACUGUGCCUUCCGUUCCCGAAGACUUUGGUGAGCAUGUCUUUUCGUCGUCGCCCGAAUCGUACACCGGCCCGGUUACGAAGCUCGGUGGCUUAUCCCUGGACACCCCCCUAGCCAGACGCGAAGAAGAUUUCGAAGAGUUGGCAAGAGAUCCUGUCUGCGACGCCGCCCGCGCCCUACAGGACCUCCGCAACCAGGACCUGCAUUCUGCCGAUUCUACGCCUAUUGCUCGUGCUAGUCGCAAGCGCACGCGUCCUGCUCUCAUGGACGAUUGCCUUCAAGAGAAUGUGCGCUACCUUCUCCACGGCACCUAUCCCGCCCCCGAGGCUACAUGGAACAUGGCUUCUUCACGCAAGAGAGUAUGCUGCUCUGCUGAGGCCGCUACCGGCUUCCAGACCGCAAACCCCCGCUCCGUCCUUCAUCAGGGUCAGGGCGUCUGGGAGGGCAUCCUGAACUAA
Messenger RNA from Akanthomyces muscarius, 1989 nucleotides. RefSeq lists its product as uncharacterized. Gene Ontology annotation, molecular function: protein kinase binding; cyclin-dependent protein serine/threonine kinase regulator activity. Lineage: Eukaryota; Fungi; Ascomycota; Sordariomycetes; Hypocreales; Cordycipitaceae. The transcript has 2 exons. The record is from RefSeq and is a predicted model, not a curated record. Gene Ontology annotation, cellular component: nucleus; cyclin-dependent protein kinase holoenzyme complex. Gene Ontology annotation, biological process: regulation of cyclin-dependent protein serine/threonine kinase activity. Bases 1 to 1989 code for a protein of 662 amino acids.